CAAAAAGAUUCAAUGUCUUGAUGCUUCUCCUGUUUAAGGGUGCAAAGAAUAAAGUCUAUAGUGCAAUGAAAUGAAGUAAACAUGUCUUUACAUAGUAGCAGAAGCGUGUGUAUGGUGUGUUUUGCCUCUCAGCAAGUUUUUGUGAAUCUAAUGGGCAACACUUUUGUUCGUUAAUCAAAUCCAGAAAAGUGAAUAUGCCUGUCCUGGUGGCACCAUGGCUGAUAGAAUUGAAGCACUGCUCCGACGAUCUUUCUUCAGUACAUCCUUACGAUAUAGUGGAGAAACUAUGGCAGCUUAAUUAUAUAUCAAGAGAACUAUUGACUGAAUUUCGAAACAUUAUUCGGACAUCACAAAAAGAUACCAAGAUAUUUCAUAGGGAAGAGUCAAAAUCCGCAGUCCUUCUCAGACUGACAAAUGAAAUAACCAUGGAGCAGUUUCUUGAGGCCUUGUUUAAAGCAAAAUUUCAUGUUAUAGCCCUCAAAUUGAUGUCCAAGUUUCGACAGGGGAUACUUCGCUUUGUAGCUCGAAAAAUGGAGCCAGGGCCUGGAUUUAAACAGGCGCAAAAAAUAUAUCUCAACACCAAGGUCAAUACUCAUAAAAAUGUAUUUAAGGUUAACCCAACAGAAGCUUGUCGAGGUCUUUAUGAAUCAAAUAAACUACAAUUUGAAGAAUGGCAACAAAAACUUGAGACAGAAGAAGAUGAGGAGAUAAAAAUAAAACUUAAACAGAAUAUCAUGAAACAUGCAAACAUUUGUGUUUCCUGCUUGUUUGCAGCUCUAGAUGCAGAAAUUACUCGAUGGAAUACAGAUUUUGACUGGGAUGAACGCACAGGUUCCUCUUCCAAAAACGAACUAGUAAGGCUUUUUUGUCAACUAAAGGGGUACAUUAAAGAAACACCGAACCCGAAUAUUGCCGAAGUUGGUUUCUUUUCAAGGUUAGCAAUUGCUCAUGCGAUGACUGGCCAGCUAACAAAGGCAGAAGAAUAUAUCGAAACAGCGUUUACAUUGUCUUUUUCAAUACCAAGAUGUGCAGAACUUUACUUCAUGUACCAUAUGUUUGUGAUGAUUCUGUUAUUUAAAUACCAGAAGAACCAGUCGGGAAUAUUAUUGGGAAAGUUGGUUAUCAUUGCAGAAGAAGCACGAUCAAGCCUACAGCAAGAGAACGAUGAUUCUACAAGAUAUUUUUGGACGCGAAUGAUAAUUUUACGAAAAGUAUUUUGUUUACUAGGGCUUGCUAACAAUACGGAAUUGAUAAAAGGACGCAACCCAUCACAAGAACAAAUAGAUGAAGCAAAAGAAAUGCUAGUAGAAAUACGUGAUAUGGGUGAUAUGGAAUCUAGACGAGAAAUGUUCUUUUACACGGCAAAAGCAAGAAUUGCACAAUUAGAAGGUGAUCUUGGGAGUGCCAUUUUCUGUACAGAAUUGGCAAUCGAUUGUGAUCAGUACAAAUGCUUCGGCGAAACUGACCAAGUACAAAACUAUCUGGAACAAUUGAAAAACCUGGUGACCAAAGCUCAAUGCGAAAAUCAGCAAGAUAUUCGCAAUGAAAAUUAUAUUGGUACAAAGAAAUAUUUUGUUCAACAUUAUGCUGGUCAUUCAACAAUUAUUGAUGUCAAUAAACAUAACGAGAACACAACGCCAAAGAAAAUAGAAUAAAGUCAUUUUGCCCAACUGUCGUUAUUGCUAUUAUACUUUUGGAGUAUUUGUCAUAUAUCAUUUGUUUGUUUUACAUUGAUUGUUAGGGUGCUGUUUUUGGAAAUUUUAUUAAUUAACUGCGGAAAUGUUUCAGUAUUCGAUUUUUCUGAUUUUUUAACCGUUACAUUUUUAACAUAAAGAAUAAGGUUCUGUUUUAUGACUUGAUUUGAAUUUAUGAAAGUUCUCUGUCAUUACUGAAUUUAACGUCCUUAGAAAAUUAAACUAUAUUUAUUUAUAUACUGUC
Mytilus californianus (California mussel) is the source of this 1938-nucleotide messenger RNA. RefSeq lists its product as uncharacterized. The coding region runs from base 195 to 1655 and encodes 486 amino acids. NCBI's taxonomy places the organism in Eukaryota, Metazoa, Mollusca, Bivalvia, Mytilida, Mytilidae. The record is from RefSeq and is a predicted model, not a curated record. The transcript has 2 exons.